Molecule: messenger RNA, 258 nt
Organism: Vairimorpha ceranae
Lineage: Eukaryota; Fungi; Microsporidia; Nosematidae
Exons: 1
Coding region: 1-258 (85 amino acids)
Source: RefSeq, a predicted model, not a curated record
AUGAACAGCCAGCUAGACAAUAAACCCUUUGACAUGGCGACAGCGACUAAAAUCGUGACAGUAUUCACAGGGGAAGAGGAUGAAGACAUUUGUACUUGGAUAAGAGACCUUUUACUUGUUGCUGAAGUGAACGAAUGGACAGAAGAUAAUAUUUUUAGAGUGACCAUUUUAUGCCUACAAGGGAAAGCACGAUCAUGGGCAGCUCAGAUCUUAAAAGGAAAAAUGUCAGGACUUACUUUAGAUGCUUUGUUUGAUUAG